AAAAUAAAUGCUAAACUUCAUGAUGGAGUGUGUCAGCGUUGCAAAGGUAUCUUGGAGUGGCGGGUGAAAUUCAGCAAGUAUAAACUACUAUCAAAACCUAAAAAAUGUGUGAAGUGCCUCCAAAAGACUGUAAAAGAUCCUUACCAUAUUAUUUGUCGACCAUGUGCCAGUAAACUAGAAGUUUGUGCUAAAUGUGGGAAAGAAGAAGAAAUAAUUAUUCCGAUUAAUAAAGGACAAGACAGAACGGAGAGUGUGACUACCAAAAAUGGCCAAGAGAGCAGUGGAUUGGAGGAUGAGCUGGAUUUUGAUACAAACUUCAGUAGUACAGACAGUGAUGAAGGUUCUGAUGUGCUUGAAGAAAGAUUUAAAAGUAUGAAUUUUGAAAGGACAGAGAUCUAA
Leptosomus discolor (cuckoo roller) is the source of this 399-nucleotide messenger RNA. The record is from RefSeq and is a predicted model, not a curated record. NCBI's taxonomy places the organism in Eukaryota, Metazoa, Chordata, Aves, Leptosomiformes, Leptosomidae.